GGGUCGCGUGUAACCAAUCGCGGCGCUGCGCCCGGCGUGAGCCGAUGCGGGCGGGGCGGGGCGCCCCAGACCCGGACAAAAGGCGGAUCCCGGCGGCCACGAGCGGUCGGAGCGCGGGCGCUGGGCGAGCGGGAUAUAGUGUUGCGCCGCGGAGCCGGAGAAGAGGUCCUCCUGCAGCCAUGUCUGCCAAGGCCAUCUCGGAGCAGACAGGCAAGGAGCUGCUGUACAAGUACAUCUGCACCACCUCAGCCAUCCAGAACCGUUUCCGGUACGCACGUGUCACGCCUGACACGGACUGGGCCCGCUUGCUGCAGGACCACCCCUGGCUGCUGAGCCAGAGCCUGGUGGUGAAGCCUGACCAGCUCAUCAAGCGGCGGGGGAAGCUUGGCCUGGUCGGCAUCAACCUCAGCCUCGAUGGCGUUAAGUCCUGGCUGAAGCCAAGGCUGGGGCAGGAGGCUGUGGUGGGCAAGGCCAGGGGCUUCCUCAAGAACUUCCUGAUUGAGCCUUUCGUGCCGCACAGUCAGGCUGAGGAGUUCUACGUGUGCAUCUAUGCUGCUCGUGAGGGAGACUAUGUCCUCUUCCACCAUGAGGGCGGCGUCGAUGUGGGCGACGUGGAUGCCAAAGCCCAGAAGUUGCUGGUCGGCGUGGACAAGAAGCUGAGCUCUGAGGAUGUCCGAGAACACCUGCUGGUCCACGUGCCCGCGGACAAGAAAGAGGUCCUGGCCAGUUUCAUCUGCGGCCUCUUCAACUUCUACGAGGACCUGUACUUCACCUACCUCGAAAUCAACCCCCUGGUUGUGACCAAAGAUGGCGUCUACGUCCUUGACCUGGCAGCCAAGGUGGAUGCCACCGCCGACUACAUCUGCAAAGUGAAGUGGGGGGACAUCGAGUUCCCACCCCCAUUCGGGCGAGAGGCCUAUCCCGAGGAGGCCUACAUCGCCGACCUGGACGCCAAGAGUGGAGCCAGCCUGAAGCUGACUUUGCUGAACCCCAAGGGCAGGAUCUGGACCAUGGUGGCUGGGGGCGGUGCCUCCGUGGUGUACAGUGAUACCAUCUGUGACCUGGGGGGUGUCAAUGAGCUGGCCAACUAUGGGGAGUACUCGGGUGCCCCCAGUGAGCAGCAGACUUACGACUACGCCAAGACCAUCCUGUCACUCAUGACGCGGGAGAAGCACCCGGAAGGGAAGAUCCUCAUCAUCGGCGGCAGCAUCGCCAACUUCACCAAUGUGGCCGCCACCUUCAAGGGCAUUGUGAGGGCGAUUCGAGAUUACCAGGGUCCCCUGAAGGAGCACGAGGUCACCAUCUUCGUCCGGAGAGGUGGCCCCAACUACCAGGAGGGCUUGCGGGUGAUGGGUGAAGUCGGGAAGACCACUGGCAUCCCCAUCCACGUCUUCGGCACCGAGACCCACAUGACGGCCAUCGUGGGCAUGGCACUCGGCCACCGGCCCAUCCCCAACCAGCCCCCCAUGGCAGCCCACACCGCCAACUUCCUGCUCAAUGCCAGCGGGAGCACCUCGACCCCGGCCCCCAGCAGGACUGCGUCUUUCUCUGAGUCCAGGGCUGACGAGGUGGCACCUGCCAAGAAGGCCAAGCCAGCUGUGCUGCAAGAUUCAGACCCAAGUCCAAGACCCCUGCAAGGGAAGAGCGCCACCCUGUUCAGCCGCCACACCAAGGCCAUCGUGUGGGGCAUGCAGACGCGGGCCGUGCAGGGCAUGCUGGACUUUGACUACGUGUGCUCCCGGGAUGAGCCCUCCGUGGCCGCCAUGGUGUACCCCUUCACGGGGGACCACAAGCAGAAGUUCUACUGGGGCCACAAGGAGAUCCUGAUCCCCGUGUUCAAGAACAUGGGCGACGCCAUGAAGAAGCACCCCGAGGUGGAUGUGCUCAUCAACUUCGCCUCCCUGCGCUCAGCUUAUGACAGCACCAUGGAGACCAUGAACCACGCGCAGAUCCGCACCAUUGCCAUCAUCGCAGAGGGCAUCCCCGAGGCACUCACUCGGAAGCUGAUCCAGACGGCGGAGCGCAAGGGCGUGACCAUCAUCGGGCCCGCCACCGUGGGGGGCAUCAAGCCAGGCUGCUUCAAGAUCGGGAACACGGGCGGGAUGCUGGACAACAUUCUGGCCUCCAAGCUAUACCGACCAGGCAGCGUGGCCUACGUGUCCCGCUCAGGCGGCAUGUCCAAUGAGCUCAACAACAUCAUCUCGAGGACCACGGAUGGUGUCUACGAGGGCGUGGCUAUCGGCGGGGACAGAUACCCGGGUUCUACCUUCAUGGACCACGUGCUUCGGUACCAGGACACCCCAGGAGUCAAAAUGAUCGUGGUGCUGGGUGAGAUCGGGGGCACUGAGGAGUACAAGAUCUGCAGUGCCAUCCAGGAGGGCCGCCUCACCAAGCCCGUGGUCUGCUGGUGCAUUGGGACCUGUGCCACCAUGUUCUCUUCCGAGGUCCAGUUUGGCCAUGCGGGAGCCUGUGCCAACCAAGCAUCUGAAACUGCGGUGGCCAAGAACCAGGCCUUGAAGGAGGCGGGUGUGUUUGUGCCACGAAGCUUCGACGAGCUGGGCGAGAUCAUCCAGUCCGUGUAUGAAGAUCUCGUGACCAGAGGCGUCAUCGUGCCUGCCCAGGAGGUGCCACCCCCCACUGUGCCCAUGGACUACUCCUGGGCCAGGGAGCUGGGUCUCAUCCGCAAGCCCGCCUCCUUCAUGACCAGCAUCUGCGACGAGCGUGGCCAGGAGCUGAUCUACGCCGGCAUGCCCAUCACGGAGGUCUUCAAGGAAGAGAUGGGCAUUGGCGGCGUGCUGGGCCUGCUCUGGUUCCAGCGGAGGCUGCCCAAGUAUGCCUGCCAGUUCAUCGAAAUGUGCCUGAUGGUGACGGCAGACCACGGGCCCGCUGUGUCCGGGGCCCACAACACCAUUAUCUGCGCACGGGCUGGGAAGGACCUGGUCUCCAGCCUCACCUCAGGGCUGCUCACCAUUGGGGACCGCUUCGGGGGCGCCCUGGACGCAGCCGCCAAGAUGUUCAGCAAAGCCUUCGACAGCGGCAUGAUCCCCAUGGAGUUCGUGAACAAGAUGAAGAAGGAGGGCAAGCUGAUCAUGGGCAUUGGCCACCGAGUGAAGUCGAUCAACAACCCAGACAUGCGGGUGCAGAUCCUGAAGGAUUUUGUGCGGCAGCACUUCCCGGCCCUGCCACUGCUGGACUAUGCCCUGCAAGUGGAGAAGAUCACCACCUCCAAGAAACCAAACCUGAUCCUGAACGUGGACGGGCUCAUCGGCGUGGCAUUUGUGGACAUGCUCCGGAACUGCGGCUCCUUCACCCGGGAGGAAGCAGAUGAGUACAUCGACAUUGGCGCCCUCAAUGGCAUCUUCGUGCUGGGCCGAAGCAUGGGCUUCAUUGGUCACUACCUGGAUCAGAAGCGGCUGAAGCAGGGCCUGUAUCGCCACCCGUGGGACGACAUCUCCUAUGUCCUCCCAGAGCACAUGAGCAUGUAGCCAGGCAGGCACCUCACCGUAAAGACCCACCGUGAAGACAGCCAGCAGCUGCAGGAGGGGCCUCGAGAGGCCUGAGGCCAAACCCCUGGCUGCACCUGUGCUGUCUUACAGAGUGGCUUACCAGUUUUUACAAGCAUAGAAAUCAAAAGUCAGGCCAAAACGUCGCAUUCACUGUGCUGGCUGCUGUAUUUAUUGCUUGGAGGCCUCCGCGAGUUCUGUCCCAGGCACCCCUCCUCCCAAGUUCCUUUUCCUGUUAGUGAGGUCAUUUUCCCCGGGCAGGAACCCAGUGGAAGUUCAGACUUUGGGGUGCACUGGGGACCCCUGGUGUCUCGCUGUCACCUCGCUUUCUCCUCCCAGGCUAACAUGAAGAGCAUCAUAUUAAUCUGAUCUUGAGAGUCUCUGUCUGUAUGUUACGUGUUCUGGGUUUGUUCAGGGUCCCAGCGACAUGCUUGCAUCAGUGUGCUGCUGGGGAGGGGACCAUGGCCUUGGCCUGGGCCACUUUCAGGAUGCAGGAGUAGUGAAGUACCAUGGAGAAAGCUGUGAAUCAUCCUCUGCUUGGCGGUCGCUGCAGUGUGUGUCCCCAGGCUCCUCCCCAGCCUGAGGGUGUCUGUGACCCUCGGGGUCCGUCUGUCUCUGUAUUUUCAUAGUUUGGUUUAAAUAAAUUAGUAAUAUUAAA
This is a messenger RNA of Cavia porcellus (domestic guinea pig), 4161 nucleotides long. RefSeq names its product ATP citrate lyase (gene Acly). The coding region runs from base 45 to 3485 and encodes 1146 amino acids. The transcript is spliced from 29 exons. The record is from RefSeq and is a predicted model, not a curated record. Lineage: Eukaryota; Metazoa; Chordata; Mammalia; Rodentia; Caviidae. Gene Ontology annotation, cellular component: cytosol. Gene Ontology annotation, molecular function: ATP citrate synthase activity. Gene Ontology annotation, biological process: acetyl-CoA biosynthetic process; tricarboxylic acid cycle; fatty acid biosynthetic process.